AUGUCUGACGUAAACAAUAAUGCUAUGGGACCUGUUCGCCCUGUUGAUGAUGAGGCCAAGGAAGUAUUUCAUCAAGUAAAGGAACAAGUUGUUGAUAAGCUUAACCAUUUAGACAAUGUUCACGGUCUCCAUGAGUUGGAUGAUUUAGAACGUAUUGACUGUUAUAAGCUUGUGGAAUAUGCCACUGAAGAACUUGCUUACGGAACCAACUAUUUUGGCAAGAUUAAUUUGGGUGACGAAAAGUAUAUUCAUGUCAGAGUUUUCAAGGCUCCUGAGGGAAAUGUUGAUUUUUACUCUAUCCUUACUGAAGGCACUGCCAUCUGGUCUCGUGAAGAGCCUCUCAAGUACUUUAUCGAUUAA
Messenger RNA from Mucor mucedo, 360 nucleotides. RefSeq lists its product as uncharacterized. Gene Ontology annotation, cellular component: cytosol. Bases 1 to 360 code for a protein of 119 amino acids. The record is from RefSeq and is a predicted model, not a curated record. The transcript has 4 exons. NCBI's taxonomy places the organism in Eukaryota, Fungi, Mucoromycota, Mucoromycetes, Mucorales, Mucoraceae. Gene Ontology annotation, molecular function: cysteine-type endopeptidase inhibitor activity.